AUGGAGCCAAAGCACAAAGAGUUGCUAGACCAGUGCCACCAGAACUUAUUGGAGUCCAUAACAGAUGCGGACCGAGUGAUCGAGCUGCUGAUAGUUUCUGGUACCUUGAGUCAGCUCGAUAGGUUUGAACUGGACCAGAACUGUUCGUCCAGCGCCGAGAAAGUAGACCACCUUUUGAAGAUGCUGAUGAACAAGGAGAGCGACCAUUUCCUCGACCUGUGUGUGGCCCUGGAGAAGGCAUACCCUGACCUGUAUACUGCCCUGUUCAGCAACAACGGCGGAGGACCUGUGGACCACACCACCGGUUCCACAUACAGCGUUCUCUCCACUAUGCCCUCUGACUCAGAAAGCAGCAGCUCCCUCAGUAGUGUCGGUUCGCCCGUUAACGGUGAAGCAUCCUCCCCACCCCCAGCGAUCAACGACAACCGGCCUUCCGGCGACAACCUGGACACCAUCUUGUUCCAGCUCCGCCAGGUGACCAGGGAGAGGGACGAGCUCCGUAAGCGUCUGGCGUUGGCAUCGCCCGGGACCACCUUCGACGACUGCAGGCCAAAUUCCAAAGCCAGCCAUGACUAUGAACGUCUGAAAAGUCAGUGCAUGAGGGCCAUGGCAGACCUGCAGUCUCUCCAGAACCAGCACACCAAAACACUCAAGAGGUGCGAGGAGGCUGUAAAAGAGGCCGACUUCUACCACAUGCUGCACAGCCGCGUCUUGGGCGAACAGACACAGCUGAAGGAGGAGAUGGAGACUCUCCGGAGGGACAACGCCCAACUUGUCCGAGAGCACAACCACCUAAAACAGAACUGCGAGGAGCUCAAACGACUGCACAGCCAAGACCAGCAAGAGUUAGCGGACCUCCUGCUGCAGCAACAACAGGUAAUGAGAGAGAAGGGCUCAUCAGAGGUGUUAAACAAACUGUAUGACACAGCUAUGGACAAGCUGGAGGGGGUAAAGAAGGAGUACGACGCCCUGAGCCAGCGCUACAGUGAGAAGGUGGCUAACCAUAACACGGACCUGAGCCGCCUGGAGCAGGCCGAGGAGGAGAACCGGAGGCUGCAGAAGCAGAUGGACGCGCUGCUCAAACAGCGAGACUCGGCCAUGCACUACCAGCAGCAGUACUCCACGUCGAUGAGGAGGUUUGAUUCAGUGCAGCAGGAGCUGAACAAGUCGUCAGCGCAGAACAAGGAGCUGCAGAGGGAGAUGGAGCGGCUGCAGUCGGAGGUGACGCGCUACAAGAACUUGCAGCUGAAGGCAGCCAAAGACUGCGAGAAGUACAAGGAGGAGAGGGACUCGGUGUUCAACGAGUAUCGUCUCAUCAUGAGUGAGAGGGACCAGGUGAUCAAGGAGCUGGACAAGCUGCAGACGGAACUGGAGGCAGCGGAGGCCCGGCUAAAAAACACCUCCUCAGAGAGAGUGGUGGCCAGCGAGGAGUUGGAGGCACUCAGACAGGAGUUGAACUCGUCACUGGUGGACCGCGACAGGGCCAUCUGCGAGAGGAACGAGCUGCUGGAGAAGUACUGCCACGAGGUCAAGGACAAGGCCGAGGCUCAGAAGGAGCUGAGCCAGGCCUGCAAGGACAUCGAGAUGGUCCGGGAGGAGAGGGACGUGGCCCGCAAGGAGAGGACGGAGGCCAUCAUUCAAAGGGAUCAGCUGCUCCGAGAGUACUAUCAGGCCAGACAGAAACAAGACUCUGCCACCCUGGACAUGGAGCGAGCCAAUAAGGAGAUCGAGAUGCUGAGGAAACAGUAUGAAGCCAUGUCCCAGGAACUGAAGGAGGCCACACAGGAGGCGGAAGUGGCCAAAUGUCGACGGGACUGGGCCUUUCAAGAGCGGGACAAAAUAGUGGCAGAGAGGGAGAGCAUAAGGACUCUGUGUGAUAACCUGCGGCGAGAGAGGGACCGGGCAGUCAGCGAUCUGGCCGAUGCCCUGCGGAAUCUGGACGAUAUGAGGAAACAGAAGAACGAUGCGCUGCGAGAGCUCAAAGAACUGAAGGAGAAGAUGGAGAGCCAGCUGGAGAAGGAGGCCCGGUUCUGUCAGCUAAUGGCCCACAGCUCUCACGACUCAGCCAUCGACACAGACUCCCUGGAGUGGGAGACAGAGGUGGUGGAGUUUGAGAAGGACAGGGACGACAUGGAUUUGAAGGCACUUGGGUUUGAUAUCGCCGAGGGGGUAAAUGAUCCCUAUUUACCGGGAGAUUGUGGAAUAUUCGUUACAAGGGUGGACAAAGGAAGUAUCGCAGAUGGAAGGUUAAGAGUGAAUGACUGGUUGUUGAAGAUUAAUGACAUGGACCUGACCAAUAAGGACAGGAAGCAGGUGGUGAAGGCUGUCCUCAAUGGUGGCGGAUUGAUCAACAUGGUGGUACGAAGAAGGAAGUCUCUGGGAGGAAGGCUCGUCACUCCUGUCCACAUCAACCUUGUGGGACACAAAGACAGCGGUAUUGGUCUGGAGAGCGGCGUGUUUGUCACUGCACUCGUCCAGGGCAGUCCAGCAGCAAGGGAAGGCUCUCUCACAGUUGGAGACAGACUGAUUGCUAUAAAUGGCAUUGCUCUGGAUAACAAAUCUGUGACCGAGUGUGAGGCUCUGCUGAGGAGCUGCAGGGACUCUCUUAGCCUCUCUCUCAUGAAGUUCUUCCCUCACAGCACAUCAGGCCAAAACAUCUUUGAGAGUCUGCGUGAGUCAUCGGAGAAAUCCAACGGGCGCAUUCACCUGUCUGAGAUUCACUCCCGGAACAGCCGCAACCUGAAACACAACAGCUCGACACAGACCGACAUCUUCUGCCCGGAUGUCGGAAGCACCAGCACAAGUAGCAUCUCUGUGGAGCGGAGGAAGAUCAGAGGUGAAUCUGAUGAGGUGUACUGCGAAAUGAGCAAGCCCUACUCCACAGGUUCCCUCCAUGCCACUAGCCUUCGGCCGGCCUCUGACUUGGGCACUGGCCGCUACGGGCCCAGUGCUUUCCAAGAGUGCUGUCCCUACACAAAGGCGCCUUCCUCCCUGCCCUUUGACCCUGUCUCUGCCUCAGACUGCAUCACAAUGGAGACAACCCUGGAGAAGAAGCACAGCGGGGGCACGUGGCCCAAGAUGAUGGUGGGAGGUAUGUCGGUGGCACCAGAUAACACCAGUCCAGUCACAGCAGCAGCCCAGCUCUCCAUCUACAAAUCGCCCAAGCAGAGGAAGUCCAUCUUCGACCCAGACACUUUCAAGCGCCCCGAAACACCUUCCUUCUCUAAGAUGGAGUACUUGGCAGCCAAUCAGAUUGCGGCAGUAGCCGCUGCAGCUGCUGCAGCGGCCCACUCCCCGCAACCUUCCAAGACAGAGUCCUUCUCCUCAUCAUCCACCCCUACUCCAAUCCCCCCAACCCCACCCACUCGCAGUGACUCCUUUAAGUUCAAACACAAACAUCAAAGCAGCUCUGCCUCUGACUGCACGAUCACCUCAGACGGCAAGGGAGAGGCUGCCAUCUCCAUGGCAGCAGGAGAGAGGAGCGAGCGAGAGAGAGACAGGAAUGGAAACCACUAUUUCCUGGACGGCAAGGUCCUGACCUCCAGGAAGUCGUGUGAUGAGGACAUCGGCCGAACCAGAGGGGAGGAGCCAGAAGUGAAGAGGCCGCGCCCUAAAUCUGCCCCCGCCCUUCGACGUAGGAUGACCCCCCAGAACAUCACUCUUCCCUCCUUCCAAAGCUACUCUAACGAUGAGCAUUCACCAGAGCCCAGGGACAUGCUGCGUUCCUCCCCCAGCCGCUCCCACAGGCACAGCGUUGGCUUCGUCCCUACAGUCUACAAUGGCAGCCUACCUCCGAAUUCAGCCCAUAGGGGUCUGUCUCCUUGCCCCGCUGUGACGGCCGUGAUGAGGAAUCCCGUGUACACAGUGCGCAGUCACCGCGUUCACACCAGUAACUGUCCAUCUGUCGCCUCCCAGAUAUGUCACCAGCACACCCACACCAGCCCUCAACACCAGGGUCGUCUGAGCCUGGACCUGAGCCAGCAGAAGCGCACGAGUGACUUCUCUGAAUCCUCAUCGUCACGCAGCAGCAGAGCUUCACACGGUACAAACUCACUGCCCUCCAGCGCACGACUCGGUUCUUCCAAUAAUGUCCAGUACCGCACGGAGAGGAUCAAAAUCCCUUCCACUCCUCGCUACCCUCGCUCCAUGCUGGGGUCAGACAGAGGCUCCCUCUCGCACUCUGAGUGUAGCAGUCCCAGCCUCAUCACACCUCCACAAUCGCCACUCAAUCUGGAGACUUCCUCGUUUGCCAGCAGCCAAUCUCAAGGCUCCAUUUCCACUUUACCUCGGAUCUCAGUCAGCCCUUUGCCAAUAGGGGAGCGCAGGAAAGACAGGCCAUACUUGGAGGAACCCCGCAAUGUCAUUCUGCACAAAGGCGCGGAGCCUCUGGGCAUCUCCAUCGUCAGUGGGGAGAACGGAGGCAUCUUUGUCUCUAAAGUCACAGGAGGUAGCAUCGCCCACCAGGCAGGCUUGGAGUACGGAGACCAAUUACUGGAGUAUAAUGGGAUCAACUUGCGGAACGCGACGGAGCAGCAAGCUCGUCUGAUCAUCGGCCAGCAGUGUGACACCAUCACCAUUAUGGCCCAGUACAACCCACACAUGUACCAGCUGGGAAACCACUCUCGCUCCAGCUCCCGUCUGGAGCCAGUCAGCACUCAGUCGACUCCCCAGGGGAGCGGAGCCGCCACCCCCGACAAUCACUCCACCAUCGAUACACUCAGCGAACAGGACGAGGGCACGCUCACUCCUUCCUCCAAGCAGACCACGCCCAAUACCAGUCCCCACAACUUCAUCAGAAUGCCGUCUGAGGGCAGCAGGAAGGCGGUUGAGCCGCGGCUUGUGACGGUGCGCAGGCCCGGCGUGGAGGUGGGAGUCACACUCUGCGGCGGAAACCUUCGGGGCGUUUACAUAGAGAGCCUGGAUGAGGACAGUCCUGCCAGAGGCCCCGAUGGGCUGCUUCCUGGGGACCUCAUCCUCGAGUACAACUCUGUGAAUAUGAAGAAUAAGACGGCAGAAGAGGUGUACGUGGAGAUGCUGAAGCCUGCGGAGACGGUCACAUUAAAGGUGCAGCAUCGGCCAGAUGACUUCAGCACACUCAAAGAUGUUCCAGGAGAUGGCUUCUACAUUAGAGCACUUUACGACCGGGUGGGGGAGGCCGAGGGGGACCUCAGUUUCAAGAAGGAUGACAUCCUGUACGUGGAUGAGUCUUUACCAAAGGGCAGCUUUGGGACGUGGAUGGCCUGGCAGCUAGAUGAGAAUGCACAGAAGAUCCAGAGGGGCCAGAUCCCCAGCAAGUACAUGAUGGACCAAGAGUUCUACCGCAGACACAGUGUGACAGAAAUGAAGGACGACUCCAGUAAGACGCUCUCUGCAGCGGCUCGCAGAUCCUUCUUCAGGAGGAAACAGAAACACAAACGCAGCAGCUCCAAAGACAGCAAAGAGAUGGUGGCUCUGGACGCCAUCAGCACGGACUCCAUCCCCUUCCUUGACGACUGUGUGAGCCUGGCAUACCAGCGGGUCCAGAAGGUGGAGUGCACCUCUCCCCGGCCCGUACUCGUCCUAGGGCCGCUCACUGACGCCGUAAAGGAGAUGCUGGUCAAAGAGUCUCCUGGGAAGUUCUGCAGAUGUGUACUGGAGGUGAUGAAGGCAUCCCAGCAAGCCAUCGAGCGGGGCGUCAAAGACUGCCUCUUCAUCGACUACAAGCGCAGGAGCGGCCAUUUCGACGUGACCACUGUUGCUUCUAUAAAGGAAAUAACCGAGAAGGGCUGUCACUGUUUGCUCGACAUUGCCUCGCACGCCAUCGAAAGGCUCCACAGCGUUCACAUUUAUCCAAUUGUUGUUUUUGUCCGCUACAAAAACGCAAAGCAGAUCAAAAAAGAUUUCUCUCCCAAGACGCUCUCUGGCAAAAUAAUUAACAGGGAGCAGAAAGAUCCAGUUUAUCUGCGGGACAAAGUAUCUCAAAAACAUUCCAAGGAGCAAUUUGAAAGUGCGCAGAAGAUAGAGCAAGAGUACAGCAAAUUCUUCACAGGUAUUGUCCAAGGCGGCACCCUCCCCUACAUUUGCACUCAGAUCAUGACUAUAGUUGAUCAAGAACAAAGUAAAGUCCUGUGGACUCCACUCGGCUGCCCCUAGAGGAGACCGGCUGCCACUACAGCAAGCUGCGGCUUUCAUCUCCAUUCCCCAAACACUAAUUAACUCUUUCACACCAUACCAAUAGGUACACUACAGUGAGCUAGUUAUGUAAAUUAUUGAUAUUUUUUUAUUUUGUCUUUGUCUUGAUUUAUAAUCAGAGCCUCCAUUUAUUUCUGAUGUGCUCCGGAGCAGGUUAGUAGCACUGGAUCUCGGCGUCAAAAGUUCAGUCAGUCUUCCCUAAGGGUUUCUGGUGGUGUAUUUGUAAUGCUGCAUUGUAAGCGUCCGUUUACAAAAGAUGAGUCUGACUAUUGGUGUUCAAUAUUUGCUUGAAUGUGUGUGUGUGUGUGUGUGUGUGUGUCCGUGUGUCCCACCCCCACCCCCCCUCCUGUGUACACAAACCUCAACACUAAUGAAGUUCAGCCAGCCCCCUGACCCUCCCAUGUACCAAAUGACAUUUGUGGUUUCCCUACAAUUAUGCACCCAUUUGACGACGACUGACAACUAAUUGUGUGUGUUUGUGUUUUGUUCGUGAGCGAGAGAGCGAGAGAGAGCGAGAGAGAGCGAGAGAGAGCGAGAGAGAGAGAGAGCGAGAGAGAGCGAGAGAGAGAGAGAGAGAGAGAGAGAGCGAAAACAUUGAGACUGUUGUUCAAAAUUGUAUUGACCAUGUCAGUUUAAUCAUGGUUGUUUUGUUAGCAUGAAUACGAUGCUAUAGAAAUGGAAUGCCAGGAUCAGACAUCACAUUCCUCGUGGUGUUUCAUCACAAACGUGCAAAAGCAUCAAACCUCUUGAAGUAUGUAGCUGUGGUUUUACUGAACCUGACUGCCAGCAGUGACGGCCAUGAACACUCAAAACGCAUCGAUGUUUGCUCUAUGCAUUGUGUUUGUAUAGCAGCUGGGUGUACUGUGGACAGUUUAUGGGCCUUUUCGGAAGUGCCUUCGGAGAAGAAGCCUGAUCUGAAACCAGCCCCUGGUCACAUAGACGACAGAUUAUUUUUUUUUGUUGUUGAAAGUUUCUCUUUUGAGAUCCAAUGCAUCGCUUCACCCAUCAUGGACUCGAUGACUUCAGGGGCUGAUUUGAGACCAGUGAAGUGUAGAGCGCAUGACAAUGGUGAGGUUUUGAGGGUAGGCCGAAGCGGCAGCCAACGGGUUAACUCCUCAGAAUGCACUCCAGGGCUAGACAGACCACUGUGUAACUAUCUAUCUCUAACAUAUAUUUAACAACAAUAUAGAGUAUAACAUAUACAGUAUGCAGAUACAACAGAAAAAAAAGAAACAUAUAUAUAAAUAUAUAUUACAUGUAUUUUCACUAGGCCAUAUGCCUAGGAACGUCUGGCGGUCAAGUCUUAGCAGGUAUUAGCAUGUUUUUAAAAAAGAAUUUAUUUUUGUUUUCCUUGUGGUUGGUUGUCGGUCACUUAUCGAUGUACUCAUUAAAAGAGACACUAUGAAGCAAAAUUUGCAGGGUAAUAUCUUAAAGGAUUUUCCUCUGCUCUGUUUAAAUGUUAGUGACUUUUCAUUGUUAUUUAAUUGUAUUUUUUAUUCAGGAGGCAAACGAUAUUGACAAAAAAUAUUCUGUCCUUCCUCGAAACCAUAUCCUGUAUCUAAUUGUGCCAAAAUCCACUAAGGCAACUUUAUCCUUUUAUUUCUGUUUUGCACUUGUUUAUCUGUUAAACCUUAAACAUGUAACUGUUCCUAGGUUUCCAGUAGACUACGAAUAGGUACUAUAAUUUCUACUGUAACUAAUUCACGUUUUUAUCUAUCACAUCAGUUCCUUACAUUGAUGGCCUUUUAUUCUUAAUUAGAACAAAAGGAUUCUUAUUUGAAUUAUUAAAAAGGGAUCUAUUCUUGCACAGUUUUUCAAAGGAAAAUUGGUCCACAAGUUUGACUAUUGGGCUAAAAGAGUAAGCGGAAGCAAACUGUAAUGUUACUAUUUUUCUGAGUAGAUAGCAUAUGUUAGAGAGAGAAAGCAGGAUGCAACGUGAAAUGGUUGUAUUUUUAGAAAGAGUCUAGAUGCCAGGUACUGAUUGAACUUUUCUUUUAUUAAAAAGAAUGUGAUUUGUAUGUUGAGACAUUAACAUGAGAAUAAAACUCAUUUUCUGUAUCACAA
This is a messenger RNA of Cottoperca gobio, 8235 nucleotides long. It is a transcript of the gene dlg5a, whose product is annotated as discs, large homolog 5a (Drosophila). The record is from RefSeq and is a predicted model, not a curated record. Lineage: Eukaryota; Metazoa; Chordata; Actinopteri; Perciformes; Bovichtidae. Gene Ontology annotation, molecular function: protein binding. Gene Ontology annotation, cellular component: plasma membrane. Gene Ontology annotation, biological process: negative regulation of hippo signaling; regulation of apoptotic process.